AUGGCGACAUACGCUCUAUCACAGUCUCACCGAGAGCAACUCGAGAAGUCGCUGGCUGAGUCUGAUCCAGAGGUUGCUGAGAUUAUGAAAAAAGAGAUUCAACGCCAACGAGAGUCAGUCGUUCUGAUCGCUUCUGAGAACUUUACUUCCCGCGCUGUGUUCGAUGCUUUGGGAUCUCCCAUGUCAAAUAAAUAUUCCGAGGGUUACCCGGGCGCCAGAUAUUAUGGUGGCAACCAACACAUUGACGCAAUUGAGCUCACUUGCCAGACAAGAGCUCUCAAGGCCUUCAAUCUGGAUCCAGCCAGGUGGGGUGUCAAUGUUCAGUGCUUGAGCGGAAGCCCUGCAAAUCUGGAAGUCUAUCAAGCUUUGAUGAGACCACACGACAGACUGAUGGGCUUGGAUCUUCCUCACGGAGGGCAUCUGAGUCACGGAUAUCAAACCCCACAGAAAAAGAUUUCCGCUAUUUCAACAUAUUUUGAAACCUUGCCAUACCAAGUCGACCUCGAGACUGGCAUCAUCGAUUAUGAGACCCUUGCUAAAAAUGCCAAGCUUUACCGCCCAAAGUGUCUUGUUGCGGGUACCUCUGCCUACUGUCGCUUGAUCGAUUAUAAGAAGAUGCGGGAGAUCGCUGAUUCCGUCGGUGCCUACCUGAUUGUUGACAUGGCUCACAUUUCUGGCCUCAUUGCUGCCGGCGUCAUCCCAUCUCCAUUCGAGUAUGCUGAUGUGGUCACUACUACUACCCACAAGUCUCUCCGCGGCCCUAGAGGAGCUAUGAUCUUCUUCCGCAAGGGUGUAAGAAGUGUUGACCCUAAGACCGGAAGGGAAACCAUGGGGGUCCCCAUAACCAUACCCAUCACCCGCUCUGGCCGUUGCCCUGAAACAAGUCGAUACCCCGGAGUUCAGCAUUAUCAACAGCAAGUGCUGAAGAAUGCCAAAGCCCUUUGA
Histoplasma mississippiense is the source of this 945-nucleotide messenger RNA. RefSeq names its product serine hydroxymethyltransferase. Gene Ontology annotation, molecular function: glycine hydroxymethyltransferase activity; zinc ion binding; cobalt ion binding. The record is from RefSeq and is a predicted model, not a curated record. Gene Ontology annotation, biological process: folic acid metabolic process; tetrahydrofolate interconversion; L-serine catabolic process. The transcript is spliced from 5 exons. NCBI's taxonomy places the organism in Eukaryota, Fungi, Ascomycota, Eurotiomycetes, Onygenales, Ajellomycetaceae. Gene Ontology annotation, cellular component: cytoplasm. The coding region runs from base 1 to 945 and encodes 314 amino acids.